AUGUUUUCCAGUGCAGCUCUCCUAUUGGCUUUCGCUGCGUCUUUUCUCCUCGUCCAGGUCUCUGCAGAAUGUACCCAAUUCUCAACCAAUGGCUCGACAGCAGCAACGUACGACUUCUAUCGCUUCUACGACUUUAGGAACAUUCGUGAUAAUAUUGAUGGCGAUGCGGCUGCCGCCUCGUCUUACGGAAAGAGUUACACGGCUACUGAAUCGGCCAAUGGCCAGUCCAAGAUCAUCGAAGCUGCUCCCUGGAACUCGGGUUGGAAUGCUAGAGAUUGGUUCAGACCUUCCCCCAAAAAUGACACGAUAGACAUGCACUACAAACCGUCUCGUGUAUCAAUCAGCAACAACACCGACAAAUCGGAGGAACAUUCGACUUACCUCUCUUUGCAUACGACAAGGCUUUCAGACGGAAGCCAGCUGGCGGCUGAGCUUGACUUUGCAGAAUACAACGUCACAUUCGCCUCUAUCCGCAUGUCCGCGCGCAUCCAUGGAGCCAGUGGCGCUAUUGCUGGCUUCUUCACGUACCACGAUGACACAUCCGAGUCGGAUAUAGAGAUUCCAACCGGAGGCUCGGCAGAAGAAGUGCACUACUCCAAUCAGCCUACCACUGACCCCGACACUGGAGUAGCUAUUAAUGGCGCAACAUUCAAUGUGUCAAUGGAGGCUCACCAACCCACUUCGACUUGGAACAAUUACAGACUGGACUGGGUGGAUGGAAGAAGCGCGUGGUAUAUGAACGGAGCGCAGUCAGCGGAUACAGAAGUUAAUGUGCCGGAUAAGGAGAGCAUGAUCAUCCUGAGUCUUUGGAGUAACGGUGGUACUUUCUCUGGACGUAUGGACAUUGGUCAAGAUGCCUGGUUCGAUGUACAAUGGGUUGAGCUGUUAUUCAACACGAGUACCAGUGCCAGUCCGGAUACGAGUGGUACGGUAUGCUCGGUAGAGUCAUCGCUGGGUUCGCCGACACCCAACGCAUCUCCUUGUCUUCGGGAUCUAGUCACGGAGUGCAUUUGGUGGGCUAUUGGGGUGGCGUCAACAGUGAGCUUCAUGGCCUUCAUGUAG
Alternaria postmessia is the source of this 1062-nucleotide messenger RNA. RefSeq lists its product as uncharacterized. Lineage: Eukaryota; Fungi; Ascomycota; Dothideomycetes; Pleosporales; Pleosporaceae. The transcript has 2 exons. The record is from RefSeq and is a predicted model, not a curated record. The coding region runs from base 1 to 1062 and encodes 353 amino acids. Gene Ontology annotation, molecular function: hydrolase activity, hydrolyzing O-glycosyl compounds. Gene Ontology annotation, biological process: carbohydrate metabolic process.